GGCCAACCUGUGCGGAGUGGUCUCUGUCCAGCUCUCUGCCUCGGCUCUUUCCAAUGGAGAUAAAAGCAGCUGCCAAAAGAUAUGAAACAAGGAAGAAGACGGGAGGAACAGAGCAGGCAUCCAAAUCCCGAGUUGAUUGGAGACGCACUAAAAGGGAGAUCAUCUUGCUUGACAGCGAUGAAGAAUCGUCAUUUACCUCUGACGAUGAAGGAUCUGCCACAUCAGAAGAGGAAGUAGAUGAAAAAGAUGAAACGAUUGUGAAGAAUAGCCUUUCAGAUGAUGAAAAGAAAAGCCAUAACGGGGCAGUAACAGAGGAUGCUGAGGAUGAGCACAUCGUGCCUGGGAAGCGUAAAAGGCCAAGCACUUCUGUACUGUUUGACAGUGAUGAAAGUGAAGACAGCGAUAUCCUUGUUAGAAAAGUUUUUGCUAAACGCCACUGUAUAAUGGAUGAAGAUGAGAGUUCCCAAGAACAGCAACCUGAUAAAAACUGCCUUGCAGAAAAUAUUUCUACUAAUAGGAAAGAGAAAGUGUUAGCAAAAUUGAAAGAACUUGCAAGACAAAGAGCUACUCGGACAUCCUAUAAUAGUGAAUGUUGUGAGGAUUCUAAUGCUGAAGUAGAAAUAGAGGAGGAAUCACCCUCUGAUUUGCCCUUCCCACCAGCAGAAGAUAGUGAAACUGACGACGAUAGCAUGAAAGAUUUUAUAGUUGAUGAUGAUGAAGGUGAUGACGACACAGAAGACAUAAAGAGCGAAAUCCAGCCACAACAGAAAGAGCUAGGUGUAUCAAAUAGCCAGUUGCUGGCAUACUACGUCCCACACUUGUCUCGCUGUAGUCAUUACGUACACUUCCAAAGAAUAGUAAAGGCCUUCCUCAUAAAUGCAAUUGAUGACACUUUUCUGAACUCAUUAUAUGAUGGAACAAGACAAAAGAAGUAUGCACAAGAUAUGUUAACCUCACUUCAUUAUUUGGAUGACCGCUUCAUUCAGCCUCGUCUCGAGAACUUAGUAUCUCGAAGUCGCUGGAAAGAUCGAUAUAAGGAGCGUGUGGAUUGUUACCCAGAUGUUCGCAUAAUAAUGAAAAAUCCAAAAAGUAUGUCUUGUCAGGCUUGUGAAUUGAAUCGGUAUUGUAAGUUUGAUGUGUUGCUGUCUGGAAAGCUUUAUAACAGUAGAACUUUGGAAGCAGAUGACUUCAUGUCACAUGACAAACAGGUUUUGAAGGUUGGCACAGUGUGUGCAGAUCGUACAAGAGUUUAUCAUGAUUUGAAGCACUUCAAAUACAAGUUGUACGUGGAUUGCAGCUCUGUUGCUGAGUUGGAUGAUGUUGAGGAUGAACCAGUCAAAGACACAGUAGAGCGGCUUUUCAGCCAGUUGGACGGCAGUGGAUGGAUUCAGAAGAGAAGGAAGGUGCUGCAGCCUUUUGAAGUAGGAAUAUUUGGAACCAUGAAACUAUAUUAUACAAGAACAUACGACUUGCAUCGUAUCUUCCCUCUUGCGUGUUAUAAAUUUGCAAGUAAGUCCAAGCAUUUAGAAUUAUGAUUAUGAUAGAAAGGAGCCAAGUGCAAAGCCUUAUUCCCCCUUUAGGAAUCAGUAUAGACCGUUGCAAGGCAACAGAGGAAAUACUGUGCAGUCCUGACUACAUUUGCAGCACAAACAGUCUUUUCUCUUUUCUAGUGAGCAGGUGAUGAGUCACGUUAUAAGCAUCAUACAGACCGAAUCUGAGUUAGCCUUCCAGAGGAAUACUUGGGCCUGCUGUGCUGUCUCUGAUAAGCAGCUGAGGCAACUUACUGAGAUUUUAAAUAUCGAACUCAUGUUCUCCAAAGAUUCUGGCAACAACUUGCAGUAAGGGAAGAAUUAAGAGAAUGGACUAAUGUAGCCAUGCAAGAUAAGCAGGAAUUCUUCCACCGUAUCUUGACAACAGAAAGUAGGAGUUACUCAGGAUCACAAUGCCCAGUGUACCCGAGCUGCAUGAAUUCAAAAUCAUAGUUUUGGGGGCCAGGGAAGUAGCUUUUUGAAGAGUUAAGAAGAGCUAAGUAAUAUUUUGUGCUGUAUAUAAAAUUAAUUAGAACGUAGAUGAAGAUGUGGGGCAUAGGGUUUUGAAUGCAAUCCAGAAGUGUUCUUACCUCCUGCUGUAUGCACGUACACUUACUAGGCUUUUGUGGCUGAGCAACUUUGAAAAGGAAAGAUGUUGUUAGCACUCUAGACUUCUAGUAAGUUGCUCUUUCAGAAGUAAAACUAAUGAAGUCUUAUUUCUUACUGAUUUGUCUAUAAUAACUCCCCAUGUUCAUUAUGCCCCCCUAUCAGGAACAGAGAUUGUAUGCUGAUUGGCUAGGCAACUACUGCCAGAUAUACUGCAUAAUGGUGAAAUUCUGUUGGUGUUUUUCUAUUGGAGCUGUAAUUUAGAUUUGUCAUUCGCUACUCUUGUGCCAGCUUUCACUGUAAGAAAUGAAUUACUUCUAUAUUUUUAACAGGUUGAAAUUCAGCAGUGCAUUUUUAAGAGACUAGGGUGAGCUAACAUUGUCAGUCCUCUGUGUUUUUUUUUUUAUAUAGAGAUUUUAUUAUUACAUACACAAGAUUUUCAAACUAGAAUGAAAAAUCACAAUAAACAGCUUGACACUCGCUCUCAUGUAAACCUAGGUUGAAGACACUAUUUCUAUACCUUAACUGUCAGUUAGAUAUGUAAAUAUCCUGAAAUUUUAUGUAUACCUGUCUCCCUGGUUACCAAAGCUGCAAGUAACUCUGUUUUCUAUUCUUUUUCCUUCACCAUCCCUGUUCUUCUGGGAAUGUUGGUGGAAACGCAUCCGUCAACUUAAAUGUUCUCAGGAAUCAGUCUCAAACACAUCACCUUUAGGAAAGAUGAGGUUUUGAUGCCCACUUCUUUCUGUUAGCAGAAAGAUACCAUACUACAUCCUUGUUGGCUUCCCUUGAAUACUAAAAUAACAAUUUUGUUUGGUGUAACUUUAUUCUUGCAAAUGAAAACGGUUUUAAAAUGAAUGGGUUUUGUACCACAUAAUGGAAUUUGCUCUCUCAGACAUUCCCAACAUUCUUCAGUUCUCUUAUCUUCUGUAUUUUCUGAAAAUUCUAGAGGAAAGUAUGAUACUUAUUUUAAAAUUUUGCCAUCAAGAUGAAUGGUCAAUUUCUCAUUUCACAGUGUGUAAACUGAUUGCUAGCAAAUUAAAAAAAAAAAAAAGUUGGAACAUUUUGACUUGCUGAGUAAUGAUAAUGUAUUGAGAAUACAUAAAUUUUGAUUGAAAAUUAAAGCUGGCAAAUUAUUGUGUGAUUAAUUGCACUCAUUCUUGGAUCUUUACCACAGCCCACACCCUUUUUCUUAUCUCUUAAGCUCCUCUUUGUUCAACUAAAAAGUCUGAGCUACCUACUUCUUUCAUAUGCCUAAUGCAAUUUUUUUCCAGAUCGCUUGUUUUUCUUUCUCUAACAGGGUCACAAAAGUCCUAGGAAGAAAGUGCCUCCCUAGGUUUACUAAUUUUGUCUAUGACAUCACUAUUGGGACUAAGAAAAUGCCUAGAAUUGACAUCAGUGAUUUCUAUUUCAGUAGGAAACUGGCAUUUGAUCUGGCUUGGCAAAGCAGUGACAUAAUGUUUGUCUGUAUAUAGGCUCACUUAGAUUUUGGUAUUCAUCUCACUGAGAUUAAAGGAAGUGAUAAUACUUUUGUGGCUGUUGCUUUACCUGAAGAGUUUCCACAAGACAGAACGUGAAGUGUCGUUGCUUCGUGUUUACAUGUGUGUCUUUACAACAGGAAAUGUAAAAAUUGUUUAAAGAGCCACUUAUGAAAAAAUUUAGGUCAGAUUUUCAAGGACAGACUGGAAAUGCUAAUCCUUUUACAGUAUUUCGUGCAAAGAGGACUCUUACCUAAUGAAGC
This is a messenger RNA of Struthio camelus australis, 3873 nucleotides long. The record is from RefSeq and is a predicted model, not a curated record. Lineage: Eukaryota; Metazoa; Chordata; Aves; Struthioniformes; Struthionidae.